Messenger RNA from Caenorhabditis remanei, 1029 nucleotides. RefSeq lists its product as uncharacterized. The transcript is spliced from 5 exons. Gene Ontology annotation, molecular function: glutaminyl-peptide cyclotransferase activity; zinc ion binding. The record is from RefSeq and is a predicted model, not a curated record. NCBI's taxonomy places the organism in Eukaryota, Metazoa, Nematoda, Chromadorea, Rhabditida, Rhabditidae. The coding region runs from base 1 to 1029 and encodes 342 amino acids.
AUGUCACUGGCCGUCGUACUGGGAAUCCUCAUUUGCACAACAUCGGCGUGGGGACAAUGGAGGACGAAUCAGCGGACACAUCAACUAUCACUUCUCCCCGAAUCGUCCACGUUGAGACUUUGUCGAGAUUUUACGAAUCAGACGAGGUUUAAAGAGAUUCUGGCGCCUAUUAUGGUGCCGAGAAUAGUGGAUACACCGCAGCAUAGGCAGGUUGGAGAUUACAUGCAAAACUUCCUUCACAACUUGGGUUUCGCCACCGAAUGGGAUUCAUUCACCGACACGACGCCGUUCGGCAGUCGAAACUUCCGCAACCUCAUCGCAACAUUCGAUGAAGCUGCUCCACGCCGUCUCGUCCUUGCGUGUCACUACGAUUCGAAAAUCAUUCCGGGACAAGUGAUGAUUGCGGCGACAGAUUCAGCGGUGCCGUGCGCAAUGAUGUUGGAUAUUGCACAGACGUUGGCUCCGUAUAUGUAUAAGAGAGUGGCUCAACAGAUCGGACUUCAAUUGAUUUUCUUCGAUGGGGAGGAGGCGUUCAGGGAUUGGACGGCGACGGAUUCCUUGUAUGGGUCUAGACAUUUGGCACAGAAAUGGGAGCAAAAGUGGUACCCAUCUUCGAGCAGUCUGAACAAUUUUGAGCUCAGCAAAGAGAUUGAUCGAAUUGAUGUCCUUAUGCUUCUUGACCUCCUGGGCGCUGCGAACCCAUCUAUCGGAAAUACGAUUGGAAUGGGUGCUAAUGAGUUAUUCAGUCAACUAGCAGAUGUCGAGGCGAAUCUCAGAUCAACUGGAUGUCUGAAUUCGAUUCGGAGGAAUGUUUUCAAUAAACAGUUGUCUUAUAAUCAAGUGGAGGAUGAUCAUAUUCCGUUUUUGAAGAGAGGCGUGCCAAUCCUACAUCUCAUCACCGUCCCAUUCCCAUCUGUAUGGCAUCGAGCAUCCGACAACGCGAAUGCUCUCCACUACCCAACAAUCGAUCAUAUGACUGCAGUGAUUCGAGUAUUCGUGGCGAAGUAUCUUGGCAUUGCGCCAGCAUAA